Messenger RNA from Arthroderma uncinatum, 621 nucleotides. RefSeq lists its product as uncharacterized. Lineage: Eukaryota; Fungi; Ascomycota; Eurotiomycetes; Onygenales; Arthrodermataceae. The record is from RefSeq and is a predicted model, not a curated record. The coding region runs from base 1 to 621 and encodes 206 amino acids. The transcript has a single exon.
AUGCUGGCGUUUGCCAACUCGGCCAUGGCUGCUGUUUCCGGUCUGGUGGCUGGUCAAGCGGGAAACAAGAAAACCGCCCGAGUCGUGGUGGUGAACGAUACUCCUCGGCCACUCGUCGCGGUCUCAGUCGUCCAUAAGUCCAGCAACGUGUACAGGAACCGUGAGGAAUGGGCAAUGAUCCAGCCAGGCAAGCACUCUGCGCCCGAAUUGCAAGUUGAAUACCCAACUGGGUCCGCCGCUGCCGAUGACGGUUCGUGGCUUGUUAUCUGGUAUAGCGAAGACUUGCAGGCGCUAUGGCACUCUGAUCCAAGUGAUUCGGUCUUCCCAAGCGAGAUGCUGGACAGGCAAACGCCAGAACAGGUUCAGAAGGUGGAAGAGGCCCUCGCCGCCGGCAGCGGCCCGGGGUCUAAAGGUGCAUUGCUAGCAACUGCAUUAGCAAAGUCGACGACAGACCGUUUGUUCAAUUCCGAGAGCACGGAAGGGUUUGUGCAGCACGUCUUGCACGACGAAGAUGCGGACCAGUUGACUGAGAUCGUUAUAAACGCUAAUGAUACGAUCACGUUCAAGUCCAAGUCUGGCAGCACGGAAACCAAGGCCAGCUCGAAGCCAGCGACCAAAUAA